UCAGGUUCCGUUUUGCUAGGUAGAUACAAAGUUGGAAAAAAAAAUACGUUUUGAAUCUUAUGUUGCCGACGACGCGCGACGAGUUGCCGUGACGACGGUAACGUUGUAUCGAAAAGGCCACAAAGUCCAAGUUGUGAUUAAAACAAACAUCAUUGUCUGCACUUGAAGCUUUGUUCAAACGUUCACCAUGCCCUUUGAGCACAGACGAGGAGCUGGGAGUCAUGCUACCACCAACCUGUGUCACCGACAGCGCUCUCGGAGGCGAAUUGCUGCUGUUUCCUUCCUCUCCAAUAUAUCUUUAGAUGGUUCUCACCAAGACACAAACUUGCGGCAAUUUAACAAAAUAUCUUCUUCAGAAAAAGCUGAAAAAGACAAAGGAAAUAAGAAAACUUUAGAGAUCCCAGUAGAAAAAGUUAUGUUUCAACACAUUUCCUUAGAGACUGUGAAUGAUGUUGAGCCUAAUAAUGUAAAGGAAGUGCCUGUCAGAACCAGGACAGUAACUCCAGAUAAAGUUAAGCGUAAGCAAUCAAAUAACAAUGCACCUUUUACUCAGAGAAUUACUCUCAUUGUUAACCGUACUUAUAAUCCAAACAUCACAUCAAACAUAGGACCUCUUGAUGCAAAUGCUACUCUUGUUCAGAGCAGUUCAAGUAAACGCUCUCAUGUAGUAACCACUUUUGAAAAGUGUGCCAAUGCAAGCAUGCAAGUUGUUACCAAAGUCAGGUCUUUUACUGGUCGUUCUAGUUUGACUCGGAAUUCUAUGAGCAUUAGCAACCACUCCAUUUCUAAUGGAAUUCCUUUGAUUGAAGAAGAAGCUCCUGAAACAUUCAACAAGUGCUCAAAACGGAAGACAGUUGAUAAAGAAAAUUUGGGCCCUUCUGGUAGUCACCGAGCCAGGAUUGAUGGCUCUGCUUUUGAGUGGGAAAACGUACAGAAGGAAAAGACCUCAGCUCAUUGCCGAAAACUCAGUUCCAACCCCUUGGCUGCUGCUGGCGACAAAGGCUUCAGCAGUUGUGAGAGCAUCGAGCCUGCAUCUGCACCUCCUGGUCGGAAGCCAUCAUGCAGCGUGUCAGAGAGCAGCAGCAGCAACGCCACCUCGGGCAUCAGGGACGUGAAGUUUGUGCGCGUAUGUGGCAGCAGUGACGGUCACCGCAGCUCAUCAGGCUCCUCCACUACAGCUGGUGGAGGCUCGGUCGUUUGCUCUCGUGCCUCGCUGGCCGCAUGCCUCGCUAAACAGGCCAGCGAGGGCAGGGUGCUGCUUACCACCGGCAGGGGCGCGCCACUCCACGUCUUUUCUCUCGUCCAUGAUAGGAGUUUCACGUGA
Molecule: messenger RNA, 1324 nt
Organism: Hyalella azteca
Lineage: Eukaryota; Metazoa; Arthropoda; Malacostraca; Amphipoda; Hyalellidae
Exons: 4
Coding region: 188-1324 (378 amino acids)
Source: RefSeq, a predicted model, not a curated record